This is a messenger RNA of Cottoperca gobio, 1140 nucleotides long. RefSeq names its product signal-regulatory protein beta-2-like. Gene Ontology annotation, biological process: response to bacterium. NCBI's taxonomy places the organism in Eukaryota, Metazoa, Chordata, Actinopteri, Perciformes, Bovichtidae. The transcript is spliced from 7 exons. Bases 1 to 1140 code for a protein of 379 amino acids. The record is from RefSeq and is a predicted model, not a curated record.
AUGUCUCACAACAUGAAUAAAGUCCAUGUACACAUUGUGAAAAGAUACAAGUGGAUUAACAAGAAGAUGAUGAUCAUAUUUUAUUUACUGCUGAUGCUCAGAGCGGGGCGAUGCGCACACGAUCCGAUCUUUGACACAAAGACUGUUGGUGUUGGAGAUGAUGUGACUUUGACAUGUCCCCGCCAGAAAACUUUGCAAACAGAACACUUCUUUUGGAUUAGGCUUGUUUCUGGAAACUUUCCUGAAACCUUCAAGGGAACGCAUCAAUUUGAAUAUAAUGUUGUUCACAUGACUCCUCGCACUGCAACAAAACAAGGGCCUGAAACAUUUCUUCUGCAGAUAAAUAAAACAGAGCUAAGCGAUACUGGAGUUUACUACUGUUUAAAAGUAGAGUUACUUGAUAUGACAUUUUUGAAAGGAACAUUUCUGAGAAUUAAAGGACCAGAACCUGAUAUCACUGCCAUCAUUCAAGACCUUCCAUCUGAUCCAGUCCGUCCAGGAGACUCAGUGACUCUGCAGUGUUCAGUCCUCUCUGACUCUGAGACCAAGAUGUGUGAAGGACAACACAGUGUGUUCUGGUUCAGAUCUGGAUCAGAUGAAUCUCAUCCUAAAGUCAUUUACGCUCAUGGAAACAGUGGUGAUGGAUGUGAGAAGAGUCCUGAGGCUCACGCUCCACAGAAAUGUAUCUACAACUUCUCUAAAAACGUCAGCUCCUCUGAUGCCGGGACUUAUUACUGUGCUGUGGCCACAUGCGGGGAGAUAUUUUUUGGAGAUGGUACAGAACUGGAAAUUGAAGCAGUCAACAUGUGGGAUUUGGAGAAGGCCAACACAGUUCUGUUUCUGUUAUGCGCUGCUUUGGCUAUAAGUCUAAUCGUCAAUAUGUAUACCAUCAAGAAGAAAACUUGUGAUUGUUGCAACGCUGAUGUUGCUCCGCAAACAAAUGCUGCACCAGCCAGCGGUGAUCAGCAAAGUCAGCAGAUGCUCUUAUCCAGAGUGAUUUACAGUGAACUAACAACAUGGACAUUCCUCCUGGAGCACCAAACAUCAACACGAGGAAAACUGGCAAGAGCAGAGAGAAGGAAUGAAGAAGCGGCAGAGAGAGAGACGAUCUACACCGAUGUCAGGGCGUUAGUGAAAUAA